Molecule: messenger RNA, 824 nt
Organism: Nymphaea colorata (pocket water lily)
Lineage: Eukaryota; Viridiplantae; Streptophyta; Magnoliopsida; Nymphaeales; Nymphaeaceae
Product: protein DMP6-like
Exons: 1
Coding region: 102-737 (211 amino acids)
Biological process (GO): endomembrane system organization
Source: RefSeq, a predicted model, not a curated record
CAAAUUAAAGCUGACCUCCUCAACCAGAAAAGGAAUAACAAGAUAAGAUUGCGUAUUGCAUAUAUAGCACAAAACAUCAAAGCUCCUGCUGAGCAUUAUCCAUGGCUUCCGUAGACAUCCCCAUCGGAAAACCUCUAAUUCAAAUUUGUGACGACAAUGACGACGACGAUGCUGAAUCCAACGAGACCCGGUUCAUUUACAUGUUAAACGCAAUCCUUAGCGGCACGGCGCGACUUAAUGUCCUGCUACCGACUGCAACUAUCCUGGGCUUCACCAUCUUUGCUCCACUGGCGACCAACGAUGGAUCAUGCGGUACACUAAACCGGUGGCUGACGGCCAUCUUCUUAGGCUUCUGUGUGUUGUCGUGCGCAUUCUUUACAUUGAUGGACAGUUACAGAACAGUAUCUGGAAGAAUUUGUUAUGGGGUUGCUACCAUCCAUGGGAUAUGGAGCUUAAGCGGCGGCCGGAGAAAGCCUGCCGACCCAUCGGCCUACCGACUGAGAUUAAGCGAUCUGUUUCAUGUCACUCUAUCAAUUGUAGCAUUUCUGGCAUUUGCUUCGUCACAUAAUGAUGUUGCGGCGUGCUACUACAAGGCUAUGCCAAGGAAGGUGACUAACGUGGUCCCGUUGGUAUUCGGGUUUGUGAUCAGCCUUCUGCUUGUGAUGUUCCCCUCAAAGAGGAAGGGGAUUGGUUAUCCAUUUUUGUUAAGAGCAGAUGCUCUGCAUAUAAGGGCGUAGAGAUGGGAUCAAGGACAACAAUUUAAGCAACUCCCAUUCAAACGUUGUGAUUUUUUAUACGCGGAAGAAGUUAUUCUUUAAUUUCAA